Molecule: messenger RNA, 381 nt
Organism: Cladocopium goreaui
Lineage: Eukaryota; Dinophyceae; Suessiales; Symbiodiniaceae
Source: the annotation of a GenBank genome assembly
AUGCCAGAAUUGGUGGGAACAUUGGGAUUCCCGAGGAUCGUAGCGCGCUUGGAGCAGUAUGAGCAGAUGAAUGCCAUCCCGGCCUACAAGAAGAUGGCAAAGAUCAUGAAAGAUACCAUGAAGCAGGAGGAGGCGAGCGAGAAGGUGGAGCCAGGCUGGCGCUCCUCCGCCAGCCCUGAGGAGAUCGUGAAACGCCAGGAGGCCGCCCAGGAGCGCGCCAGAGAGUCCUAUCCCCACCUAAUUUUGGCCUGGUAUGCAAUCCUGAACCCCUUUUUCGGCUUUGAAGCCCAGCUGAAAGCUGCAAACCUUAUUUUCCAUCCGGUCUCCCUGGGAGAUGCAGACACAAUCCCUCCAAUCCGUGCAAAACAGAACUUGAAAAAG